Anolis carolinensis (green anole) is the source of this 2056-nucleotide messenger RNA. Its product is annotated as D(1) dopamine receptor-like. The record is from RefSeq and is a predicted model, not a curated record. Gene Ontology annotation, cellular component: plasma membrane. Lineage: Eukaryota; Metazoa; Chordata; Lepidosauria; Squamata; Anolidae. Gene Ontology annotation, biological process: adenylate cyclase-activating adrenergic receptor signaling pathway. The transcript has a single exon. Gene Ontology annotation, molecular function: G protein-coupled receptor activity. The coding region runs from base 388 to 1746 and encodes 452 amino acids.
AUUCCACAGGCAAGGCUUAGAAAAGCUCCUGAGCUCCUGAAAAAGAUUGGGGAGGGAAAAAGGGCUGUAUGAAGAAAAGUGGAGUAGGUGAGAAUUGACUGGAUGCGAGAAGCAAUUUGAGAAGCGAAGCAGGCAGUAGCGAAGGAGAGGUGGCUGCGGUGGAGGAAAUGUCAGGCUGUUGGAAGGGAUUUUGGAAAGAAGCGAAAGGCUGAGCAUUUCUAUGUUGAGAUGGAGCUCUAGCAGAGAUCCUGAGUGUCUGGGAACAUAGGGCCAUCGCUUCUGAGAUGCAGAUAGAAAAGCAAAGGAGUGGGAAUAUGGUGAGUUGUUUAGUGACAGAGAUGUAGCAGACAAGGGAGCCUUGGGGCCACAUCAGGGUCUCAGCUAGACAUGGAUGAACUUUACCUGGAAGGAGAAGAAAGAGAAGGUGGCACAGCGGACAUGGCUAAUGACAGUCUCAAUGAGGAAGGCCAAGUAGAGGUGGACAACUCAGAGUUGUCCCUACGGAUGGUGAUGGCCUCGUUGCUCCUGCUCCUCAUCCUCUCCACUCUGCUGGGUAACACUCUUGUAUGCAUGGCAGUGGUCAAAUUCAGGCACCUGCGCUCCAAAGUCACCAACUUCUUUGUCAUCUCCCUGGCUGUUUCAGAUCUCUUUGUGGCUGUGCUGGUGAUGCCCUGGAAGGCGGUUGCUGAAGUGGUUGGUUUCUGGCCCUUUGGAGUCUUCUGUGAUAUCUGGGUGGCCUUUGACAUCAUGUGCUCCACUGCAUCGAUCCUCAACCUUUGCAUUAUCAGCAUGGACCGCUACUGGGCCAUCUCCAGCCCAUUUCGCUAUGAACGAAAGAUGACCCAGCGGGUGGCUUUUAUCAUGAUCGGGGUGGCUUGGAUGCUCUCAGUCUUGAUUUCCUUUAUCCCUGUCCAGCUGAGAUGGCACAAAGCCAGUGAGAUUCUUCCUGCUCAUGACAUGGAUGCCAACUUCACCUGGAUCCCAGGAGAAAACUGUGAUUCCAGCCUCAAUAGGACCUAUGCGAUCUCAUCCUCCCUCAUCAGCUUCUACAUUCCUGUUGCUAUCAUGAUAGUGACAUAUACCAGGAUCUUUCUCAUUGCCCAGCGACAGAUACGGAGGAUCUCUUCUCUAGAGAGGGCAGUAGAGCAUGCCCAGGGCUGCCAAAGUAAUGAAUGUCCCCAUGAACUCUCCUUGAAGAACUCCUUCAAAAAAGAAACCAAGGUCCUCAAGACCCUCUCUGUCAUCAUGGGGGUCUUUGUCUUCUGCUGGCUUCCUUUCUUUGUGCUGAACUGCAUGGUACCCUUUUGCAACCACCAUUUGCAGAAGCUUGGCAAACUGCCCUGUGUCAGUGACGCUGUUUUCAACAUCUUUGUCUGGUUUGGAUGGGCCAACUCCUCCCUCAACCCUAUCAUCUAUGCCUUCAAUGCUGAUUUCCGGAAAGCCUUUGCUACCAUCUUGGGCUGUGGCCAUUUCUGCUCCAGUAACACUGUGGAGACCGUGAACUUCAGCAAUGAGCUGGUUUCAUACCAUCAUGACACGACGUGCCAGAAAGACCUGGUGACCCUGAGCUACCCUCACCUUCUCCCUCACGCCACCAGCCUCCAAGGAGAGGACAAUGACAAUGACCAUGACUUUGUGUUUGACAAGGUCUCCCAAACCUCAUGUAGUAACAACGCGGCUGUCUUGUCGGCCAUUGUGCAUGUAGAGUAUGAGACAGACGCAUCGCUUGAGAAGACUAGUCCCUAAGAGUGGACUGAAAAGGGACAUUGAGGGGAACGUACCAGGGGGGAAGAGAUUUCCAAAACACCUUGUCAAAAUUCUCUGUAAAAAAGAAGGGUGGGGUUUUUGGCAAGAAUCGGUUGUACCUUUGGCUGGAAAAGAAUGUACACCUAUAUCUUCAUAGUAAGUAUUCAAAUGGUUGUCUGAAUCUUACUUGAUGUACUGUACCCAAGGGGGAGGAUGUAUGGAUUUAGACGUAGUAUCAGCUGCAAGUGAGUGCUAAUGUCAUUUGCAAUCUUUAAUGUUUUAAAAAAAAUCUAUUUUUGUGCUUUUGAAA